AUGGCAAUAUGUGGGACACCACUGCACCCACACCAUAAGCUGACCCACAGACGAGAGCGAGAGGCCUCUCCAGCUCACCGGGUCACUGAGCCACCGACACCCGCUGCCGCAGCCCCCAGGCUCCAGCUCUCCCCUCCUGACCUGCAACACCCACCCACUACCCCCCGCCCCCUUACACCUGCUCCAGGCCUCGCCCUGGAGACCAACUGCCCCCCCGGGGGGCCGGCGGAGGACGGAUGCUGUGGAAGUUGCCCCCCUCCACAGACGGCCCCGGUGCCUCAGAUGAUCAUGCCUACCAUCACCGGCGUGGAGUUGUGCCAAGAUGGAGAGGACGGAUGCCUGCCUACCGACAGUGGGAUGGAUCUGAUGGGAUCCCAGGAUAUGACCAUGGAGGAUAUUCCUCUGGACAAGAGAAUAGAAAAUAGGCUGCCCAUUCAAAUCUUCCCCGACCCCGUGGAGGUGGUCCUGGGCCCUGAGGGCACACUGACCUGCGUGGACCAUGAGAAGGAGCGCCUGCCGUCCAUCGUGGUGGAGCCCACGGACGUGUCUGAGGUGGAGAGCGGAGAGCUGCGUUGGCCCCCGGAGGACAUGGACUUUGAGGACGACGAGGACCUGUUCCUGGAGCAGUGCAUCCCCCCCGCCAACAUCGCCGACUGGGGGGACGAGGAGGAGGAGACCACCGCUCUAGUGGUCAACCACCACCAGCACACCUCGCUGUUAGAUCUCCAGACAGAUGAGUUCAGAGAUGAAACGCCUACUUUACCUCCGGAGAGUGCCCCUGCUUUAAACUGAGGCUCCUCUUAACUGUCCCCACUCCAUCCUGAACCCCACAUCCAAAUGAGGAGGCAGAGGAGACACUCUGUGGACACUUUACUCUUCACACAUCCAUUCUCUUUGUAGGAUGAGCAUUCCUUCACUGAAUAGGGUAAAAAAAAAAAAAAAAAAAAAAUAAUAGAAAAACGGUCACACUCCAAAAACAUUUGUUUUAUUUUUUAAUAUUUAUUUUAGUAGCGACAGAGGCUACAGGGGUCUACUUCUACAUCCACUGAACAGGGUGACAAUAUGUUACCCACCAGGUGUUCAAUGUUAAAAUGUCUCAUGAUAGCUUCAACAAAUGUACUGACCAGUCAACAUGUAUGAGAGAACAGCUUUAUCAUUACACACCAAAAGGGACUUUUAUGCUGCAUUUUUAAAUGGCUAUCAAUAUGUUUAAUCAUCAAGUUAAAGGGAUAUUCCACCAUUUGGGGAAACACACUUGUAUGCAUGUGGCUAUCAGUAUAUUUAAUCAUAAAGGGAUAUUCCACCAUUUGGGGAAACACACUUGUAUGCAUGUGGCUAUCAGUAUAUUUAAUCAUAAAGGAAUAUUCCACCAUUUGGGGAAAUACACUUGUAUGCACAGUAGCACUUUUAGCUCCAGCUCAUUGAAUCAGAUUAGACCGUUGGCAUCUCUCCUAUAAGCUAAUGGCCUAAUCUGAUUCAAUGAGCUGGAGCUAAAAGUGUUACUGUCAGACUCAGAGAACGGCUGGAUGAACUGGGGGAAGGUAAAACUGACUUGUUUAACUCAAGGGGAGGUGGAAAACGAGCGAAUUUCCCCAAAUGAUGGCAUAUCCCUUUAACAAAUUAAAGGAAGGCGUGCAAGAGUGUUUGUUGUGUCAGAGUUUUUAGGAAAUCAUGUAACCUCAAAGGAGAUGUUGUUUAUUACACAUGUUGGGAAGUGAUUCCAAGUUAACUUCAAACUCCCUCUGUACUUCCUUUUUUACACAUCUUCAUAUGUCAGCAUUUUGUCAUUGCAGUCAUAAAGUGUCAUGUAUUAUUUUCUGAUUACUCUGAGCGAGAGUGUAAGCAUCUGGAUGAUUUUGAAAUACAUUUGUUGGGUUGCUUAACAUCAGUUUUGCUGAUGGUUGCUAUGACUAUUCUGCAUAGUUGUUUCCUUUUUCUGAAAAUAAAUUAUAUGUGGAAAGAUGGAGAA
Messenger RNA from Alosa alosa (allis shad), 1969 nucleotides. RefSeq names its product LBH regulator of WNT signaling pathway, like (gene lbhl). The record is from RefSeq and is a predicted model, not a curated record. Gene Ontology annotation, cellular component: nucleus. Gene Ontology annotation, biological process: positive regulation of DNA-templated transcription. Lineage: Eukaryota; Metazoa; Chordata; Actinopteri; Clupeiformes; Clupeidae.